UCGAUUUGGCGUUGAGCAGAGCUGAGACUGAAGCUCUAAAGUUAAAGACCAACGCUUGUGAAACGGCAAAAGUUUCCUGCCGCAGAUCCAAAGGGAAGAGGUGUAAAUUUCUGAGUUUACUGAAGGAAGGGAUUUCAUGGUGUUUAAGCCUUUGUAAGGUCUGUGCAAUGGGAGACCCCAGGAGUGUGAUCAAAGAGGACAGAUGGGAUGUACGGAAAGACAUAGGAUUGCUGAAUGGAGAAUUGAAAAGAAAGGGAACCUCCUCACACUCAAGAAGGGAGCAGAACUCCUCUGACAGGAAACGAAAGAAGGAUACCUCUCAAAAAAGUAAAAAUGAAAACAAGGACCGAUCAUCUAUCAAACGCACAAGUUCAAGGAUGGAGCAGGAGAAAUCCCGGUGCUCAGAACCACAUGGGAAGUCUGUUCAGGAACACAGGUUUGUUAGUUAUGAGAAGUCCAAAUGGCCUGAAAGAACAGCACUAGGAAAUAGUGAAGAUAAAACCAACAUAAUAAUGGAUCAUUCCUCUGUUUCUGAUGAUGAUAUGGAGGAGACCCCAGGAUUUCUGGAUAUGAAUAAUAACAUCUCCGCAGUGAGUAGAGAGGAGCGGCACAGUGACCGUGCACUUUGCUCUGAGAACCAAAACGAAAGGUCAGAGGAAAAAUCAGAUGUGGAAAAGAACAAAAUGGUUCACAAAGUCGAAAGGAAAGAGAAAAAUUGCAAAGCGAACAAAACAAGGGAUGGAACCACAGAGCACAGCGACAGUCAGUCAGACCCUGGAGCUGAGGAAGAGGAUGGUAACAACGCAAUGAAUAGGGAAGAGAUACAGAGGGAGGAGGGAGGAAAAUCAAGGGACAGUAAAAUGGACAAGCCUUCAAAAAGUGGGAAAAAUAAAGUAAAAAAAGAAAAGGAACAGCAGUCCAAGUUCACAGACAACAGCAAAGAGCAGAGGGCAAGGGAGAAGAAAAUAGAUGAAGCAGAGGAGAGAAAAAGGAGAAAACUGCACAAAGGAAAGAAGGAAGAGGAUGGAAAUCCUAGGAGAGGGGAUGAGAAGAAAAAAGAUGUGAAAAAAUCUAAAAUUGCCAAAGAUGAGCCUGAGGAAGGGGGUACUGCCAAAAAGAGGAAGAGAGAGAACAGAGAGGAGGAGAACAAGGAAAAGAAACUCAAGAAGGAAGAACAAGAGAAAAAGAAACAGGAAGAAGAAGCAAAUAAAUGGAAAUGGUGGGAGGAGGGUCAAUCUUCAGAUGGCACCAAAUGGCAGUUUCUUGAGCACAAAGGACCUCUUUUUGCAUCAGAAUAUGAGCCUUUGCCUGAAAAUGUUAAGUUCUAUUACAGUGGCAAGCCUGUCAAACUCAGUUUGACUGCUGAGGAAGUGGCUGUGUUUUAUGCCAAGAUGUUAGACCAUGAGUAUACCACUAAAGAAGUGUUCCAGAAGAAUUUCUUCCAUGACUGGAAGCAGGAAAUGACAGCUGAGGAGCAGAGCUUGAUCAAGGACUUGUCCAAGUGUGACUUUAAAGAGAUACACCAGUACUUUGAAAAGAAGACAGAGGAGAAGAAGGCAAUGACCAAAGAAGGGAAACAAGCACUGAAGAAGGCAGCAGAAAUGGUGACAGAGGAGUAUGGGUACUGUCUCCUGGAUGGUCAUCGAGAGAAGAUCGGUAACUUCAAAAUUGAGCCCCCUGGACUGUUUAGGGGUCGAGGGGAUCACCCCAAGAUGGGCAAACUAAAAAGGAGGAUUCAGCCAGAGGAUGUCAUCAUCAACUGCAGCAAAGAAUCCAAGAUCCCUGUGCCACCUCAGGGUCACAAGUGGAAGAAGGUCCAGCAUGACAACACCGUGACCUGGCUGGCCUCCUGGGUGGAGAACGUGCAAGGGGGCAUCAAGUACAUCAUGCUCAACCCCAGCUCCAAGCUCAAGGGAGAGAAGGAUUGGAAGAAGUAUGAAGUAGCUCGGAAACUGAAGGACAAGGUGGACAUGAUUCGGCAUCAAUACCGUCAAGACUGGAAGGCUCGGGAAAUGAAGAGAAGGCAAAGAGGAGUGGCUAUAUACUUCAUAGACAAGCUGGCUCUGCGAGCAGGCAAUGAGAAGGAGGAGGGGGAGACAGCGGACACAGUGGGAUGCUGCUCUCUCAGAGUGGAGCACAUUACACUGCACCGCAGGCUGGAUGGCCAGGAUCACGUGGUGGUGUUUGACUUCCUGGGCAAGGACUCCAUCCGCUACUGCAACCAAGUGCCUGUAGAGAAAGCCGUGUUCAAGAAUUUAAAGCUAUUUAUGGACAACAAGAACCCAGAUGAUGACUUGUUUGACAGAAUCACUACUAGCUACUUAAACAAGUCCCUACAGGAAUCAAUGGAUGGUCUGACAGCCAAGGUGUUCCGAACAUAUAACGCUUCCUUCACCCUACAACAGCAGCUGAACAAGUUGACUGAUCCUGACCAGACUGUGGCAGAGAAGAUCCUGGCCUACAAUCGGGCAAACAGGGCUGUGGCCAUUCUCUGCAACCAUCAGAGAGCAGCACCAAAGACCUUUGAAAAAUCCAUGCAGAAUAUUCAGGAGAAGAUUGCACAGAAAGAGCAGCAACUGGAGGAUGCAAAGAAGGACCUGAAAAAAGCCCAAGAGGAAUACAACAGGGAACCAAGUGAUAAACUAAAGAAGCUGGUUGAGAAGAAGGAGAAAUUAGUGAAGAGGUUGGAGGAGCAGCUCAAGAAGCUGAUUCUCCAGGCGACAGACCGAGAGGAGAACAAGCAGAUCGCCCUGGGGACGUCCAAACUCAACUACCUCGACCCAAGGAUCACUGUGGCCUGGUGUAAGAAGUAUGGAGUACCAAUAGAAAAAGUUUAUAACAAAACCCAGAGAGACAAGUUUGCAUGGGCAAUCGACAUGACUGAAGAAGACUAUGAGUUCUGAAAAUGUACAGACGAAUGGAUCAACUGGGAAAGGGUUGUGGACUGCAUACUUUGUGCUCAAAUAGAACUCUAAGAGUAAGCUUUAUUUCAGAGAUUAUUUACUCUGUAAAGUAUGCACUUUAAACUUAACUGAGAUAGGAGAUAGAGGAUCCAGUGACUUGUCGGCACAAGACGUUUUCAUUCAGUUAUUGCAGCUCCCCUGUAACUCGCUGUUCACAAUAAUAAAAUAAUCUGUGUAAGGUUUGUUAUUCUGUCAACAGUCACAGUUGAGAUGCACAGGCCAUAUAUCUUAUUUUGUGCUUAAUAUUUUUAGCUACAUUUUUACAGUUUUGCACUGAAAUUCUCUUCUCCUUUAUUUUGCUUUUUGUCUUUGUCUUUUGGAUUUCUUUUGUCUGUCAUAAAAAUGUGGACCUUAAAUAAUAGAAGAAAAGGUUUUCUGUAUGAGAUUUGUUCCCUGUUUUGUGAAUUGUGCAGUGAAUUUAAAAGAAGAGUGAUUGUAGAACCUCAGCAUGUUGUCAUGCCUUAAUAAAGAACAGCACGAAAACUGCA
Molecule: messenger RNA, 3451 nt
Organism: Lepisosteus oculatus (spotted gar)
Lineage: Eukaryota; Metazoa; Chordata; Actinopteri; Semionotiformes; Lepisosteidae
Product: DNA topoisomerase I mitochondrial
Biological process (GO): chromosome segregation; DNA topological change; DNA replication
Cellular component (GO): chromosome; nucleolus
Molecular function (GO): DNA binding; DNA topoisomerase type I (single strand cut, ATP-independent) activity
Source: RefSeq, a predicted model, not a curated record